Messenger RNA from Cryptomeria japonica (Japanese cedar), 921 nucleotides. RefSeq lists its product as uncharacterized. Bases 1 to 921 code for a protein of 306 amino acids. The record is from RefSeq and is a predicted model, not a curated record. Lineage: Eukaryota; Viridiplantae; Streptophyta; Pinopsida; Cupressales; Cupressaceae. The transcript has 3 exons.
AUGCCGGUGAAGCAACAUUCCAGCUUACAAAAAAUUCAAUUCAGCCUCCGUUUGGAAACUCGUGAGAAAAAAUCUGCAUCUAUACUGUUUCUGAAAGUGAAUGCAACUGGAGUUGAGAUUUAUCGAUGUGAGAAGAGCUCAAAUGGGUCUGGGAUGAUGAAGUAUACCCAUGUUGGAGCGACUGCAAAACUCUACUCUCCUUAUGGUAAUCAGAAAUAUGUAUCAGUGGGCUACCAUUACUACCUUCCUCAUCCGCUGGCUCAAGGAACUCAGCCCACAUUUUCAUUCAGCGUGGUGGAAGGAGACCCUGUGUCUUCCAUACCCGAGUCAACUGUUACAGUUAGCACAAUCGGUACAGAGAAGGGCAAGAGUGAGGAUGACAUUGAUGAUUUGCUGUUGAAGGGAAUUAGUCAUAGUGGGUAUGGGCAUGCAAGUGAUGUAUCAUAUGUGCAACGCAAGCAUUCCAUGGGCGGAGUCCCCCCACCAUAUUGUGAAGAAGAUGCAAAAGAAAUCCAAGUUUCAUACACUGCACAGUAUUUCUUCUGGUCUCAGGAUGCAUCCCUUGAUGCAGUAGCCAUUCCUUCUGAAAUAAGUACCGAUUCACAAAAUUCAGUCCCUCUUUUGGGGUUUUAUGCAGAAGGAUAUCAGCACUACAGAUUCAAAGGUUCUUCCUGGGUCAUUUUCAAUGCUUCAGCUUUGCUGUAUACUUCACCGGGACAGCAAGUAGCGGGAAGACACUAUUUUCUUUCACAAGUUGAUGAGAAGGGAGGAGAGCCCUCAUGGGAAUUGUUGAUGCCUUCUGGUCUUGGGAAAGUUAUAGUGACUGCAAAAUUAGUGAGUUCAGUUAUAGUAGAUAAAGAUAGUAUCACUUGGAGCAAACUAGAGGUCACCAGUUAUGCUGCUGAUUCUCCUUACAUGUAA